Molecule: messenger RNA, 1188 nt
Organism: Leptopilina boulardi
Lineage: Eukaryota; Metazoa; Arthropoda; Insecta; Hymenoptera; Figitidae
Exons: 3
Coding region: 1-1188 (395 amino acids)
Source: RefSeq, a predicted model, not a curated record
AUGGAGGAGAUUCUCAGCAUUCCAGCAUCAGUGAAUUUUGAUGAAUCCAUAGCUAAUUAUGAGAUUCACAGUCAUCAACCAUAUGCAUCCUCAUCGUUUAACAAUAGUGAUGAAAUUCGCAUUAUUGUACAAAAUCAAGAUUUAUCUAUUUUACCAAGCAAUAGUGUAUUACAUAUUUUUGGAAGGUUGACUAAUGCUGAUGGAACUGAUGCCACACAAAAUAUUCAUUUCACCAACAAUGCAAUAGCCUAUUUGUUUGAUGAAAUUCGUUAUGAAUUGAAUGGUAUUAAGAUUGACCGUUGCAAGUAUGUUGGACAUACAACUACUAUGAAAAGCUUGGUUUCCUUAACACCACCUCAACCUAACCGCGCUGAAAAUGCAGGAGUUUUGAAUGUGGAAUGGAAUACAAGAAUGUCAUUACAAGAUGGAUAUUUUGAUGUAUCAAUACCACUUGGUAUGAUUUUUGGUUUUGCUGAAGAUUAUAAAAAAAUUGAUAUGAAUGCUAAACAUGAACUGAUUUUAAUAAGAGCACGUAGUGAUUUAAAUUCUAUUAUUCAAAUGGGCCAAGGUGCAGAUGAAGAGUUCAAAGUGCAAAUUAAUAAAGUGGAAUGGUUAGUGCCAUAUGUUUUACCAUCUGAUAAUAAUAAAAUCAAAUUAUUGAAAUUUAUCGAGAAAGAUCCACUAAUUUCAAUGAGUUUUAGAUCGUGGGAAAUGUUUGAAUAUCCUUUAAUUCCAUCAAGUACAAGAGUCAUGUGGCAAAUAAAAUCGUCAACACAAUUAGAGAAGCCUCGAUAUGUAAUUGUUGGAUUCCAAACAGGAAGAAAAGAUAAACGUAAAAAGUCUGCCAGUUAUUUUGAUCACUGCGACAUUACAAAUUUUCUCAAACAAACGUCAGUUGAUGUACGUUUGGAAUUUGAAGCUAGAAAUAAUAUACCUGCUGAAACAAUUGCUUAUUGCCUCAUCAUACAUGAUCGCAUUGUACAGUAUAUACCAAUCAGCGGUAUAGUUAAGAAGUUGAUGGAAAUCAUCGUAGACGUUCAAGGCUUCAAGAAACCCUGCAACGAUUUCAUUUUCAAAGAGUUGGAUAUACUUCCUCUUGAAGCUGAUGCUCAAGCUCGAGUUUACCUCUUUGAACCUCCAUGUGUUUGGAAUUCACUACCUGCACGUUAUAAAAGUGAAAAUCUCUGA